CGUCCACGUCGUCAUGCUGGGAUCAUACGCCGGCUUCAACUCCACCUCGGAGCAGUACGGCUGGCUGGCACGCGACCUCGCCCGGGUGGACCGGCGCGCCACGCCGUGGCUCGUCGUGCUGGUGCACGCGCCGUGGUACAACACCAACGCCGCGCACGCAGGCGAGGGCGAGGCCAUGAGAAAGGCCAUGGAGAAACUCCUCUACGAGGCCCGCGUCGACGUCGUCUUCUCCGGCCACGUCCACGCCUACGAGCGCUUCACCAGGGUCUACAACAACGAGGCGAACCCGUGUGGGCCGGUGUACAUAACCAUCGGCGACGGCGGGAACAGAGAAGGGCUCGCGUUCGACUUUCAGAAGAACCACAAGCUGGCGCGGCUCUCGCUGAUGAGGGAAGCGAGCUUCGGGCAUGGCCGUCUGAGCGUCGUGAACUCCACCACCGCGCGCUGGGCGUGGCACCGCAACGACGACGUCGACUCCACCAUCCGCGACGACCUCUGGCUCGAGAGCCUUGCCGCCAACGCCGCGUGCCGGCCGCAGGCCAUCAACCUCGCCCAUGACUCUUGGAGCGAUGAGUUGUAG
Molecule: messenger RNA, 580 nt
Organism: Lolium perenne
Lineage: Eukaryota; Viridiplantae; Streptophyta; Magnoliopsida; Poales; Poaceae
Product: purple acid phosphatase 22
Molecular function (GO): acid phosphatase activity
Source: RefSeq, a predicted model, not a curated record